Molecule: messenger RNA, 6184 nt
Organism: Gorilla gorilla gorilla (western lowland gorilla)
Lineage: Eukaryota; Metazoa; Chordata; Mammalia; Primates; Hominidae
Gene: RIC8B
Product: RIC8 guanine nucleotide exchange factor B
Exons: 10
Coding region: 120-1730 (536 amino acids)
Biological process (GO): G protein-coupled receptor signaling pathway
Cellular component (GO): plasma membrane; cytoplasm
Molecular function (GO): G-protein alpha-subunit binding; guanyl-nucleotide exchange factor activity
Source: RefSeq, a predicted model, not a curated record
GAGGGAGGGAAAGAGGGAAGGAAGGAAGCUGGGAAGGAGCGAGCGGGGGCGCGAGGCGUUUACCUGGAGGCAGCGGCUUGGGCGCGCAGAGCGGCCGCGGCUCCCCCGCACCUGCGGCCAUGGAUGAGGAGCGCGCCCUCUACAUCGUCCGGGCCGGCGAAGCAGGGGCUAUCGAGCGGGUCCUGAGGGAUUACAGCGACAAGCAUAGGGCUACUUUCAAAUUUGAAUCAACAGAUGAAGAUAAGAGAAAGAAACUCUGUGAAGGCAUAUUUAAAGUCCUUAUAAAGGACAUCCCAACAACAUGUCAAGUGUCCUGCCUGGAAGUACUCCGCAUUCUCUCCAGAGACAAAAAGGUUUUAGUUCCUGUAACAACUAAGGAAAAUAUGCAGAUACUGCUGCGACUAGCCAAGCUAAAUGAGUUAGAUGAUUCUUUGGAGAAAGUAUCAGAGUUCCCAGUUAUUGUGGAGUCAUUAAAAUGUCUGUGUAAUAUAGUGUUCAACAGUCAGAUGGCACAGCAGCUCAGCCUGGAACUUAAUCUUGCUGCAAAGCUCUGUAACCUCCUGAGAAAGUGCAAGGACCGGAAAUUUAUCAAUGACAUUAAGUGCUUUGACUUGCGCUUGCUCUUCCUUCUGUCACUUUUGCACACCGACAUCAGGUCACAAUUGCGCUAUGAGCUCCAGGGACUACCGCUGCUGACGCAGAUCUUGGAAAGUGCCUUUAGCAUCAAGUGGACCGAUGAGUAUGAAUCGGCCAUAGACCAUAAUGGACCUCCUCUCUCACCUCAGGAGACAGACUGUGCCAUUGAGGCCCUCAAAGCUCUCUUCAAUGUGACGGUAGACAGUUGGAAGGUGCAUAAAGAGAGUGAUUCUCAUCAGUUCCGUGUAAUGGCAGCUGUCCUUCGUCAUUGUUUACUAAUCGUAGGUCCAACUGAAGACAAAACAGAAGAGCUACACAGCAAUGCAGUCAACCUUUUAAGCAAUGUUCCGGUCUCUUGUUUGGAUGUUCUCAUUUGUCCGUUAACCCAUGAAGAAACAGCCCAAGAGGCAACGACUCUAGAUGAACUGCCCAGUAAUAAAACAGCUGAGAAAGAAACAGUUUUGAAAAACAAUACCAUGGUAUACAAUGGUAUGAAUAUGGAGGCCAUUCAUGUUUUACUCAAUUUUAUGGAGAAGAGAAUAGACAAGGGAAGCAGCUAUAGAGAGGGUCUAACUCCAGUUCUCAGCUUAUUAACCGAAUGUUCCCGAGCCCAUCGAAACAUCCGAAAAUUUCUCAAAGAUCAGGUUUUACCACCGUUGAGGGAUGUGACAAAUCGACCUGAAGUUGGCUCAACUGUGAGAAAUAAGCUGGUGCGCCUCAUGACACAUGUUGACCUUGGAGUCAAGCAAAUUGCUGCUGAAUUCCUUUUUGUCCUUUGCAAAGAGAGAGUGGAUAGUCUGCUGAAAUACACUGGCUAUGGGAAUGCUGCAGGACUGUUGGCGGCCAGGGGCCUCUUGGCUGGAGGAAGAGGAGAUAAUUGGUACUCAGAGGAUGAGGACACAGACACUGAAGAAUACAAAAAUGCAAAACCAAACAUUAAUCUUAUCACUGGUCAUUUAGAGGAACCAAUGCCAAACCCCAUAGAUGAAAUGACAGAAGAACAAAAAGAAUAUGAAGCCAUGAAACUUGUCAACAUGCUUGAUAAACUUUCCAGGAGAGCAGAUGUGAAGGACCUGCACCAGGAUGGUGGUUAGCAACAGUGGCCCGUGCCAAAGCACUUACCAAAGUGAUGAUGACUAAGGUUGGUCAUGCCAAGUACCGUUACUGAGCCUGGUGUAGGGUAUAGAUGUUAUUCACUACCAAAAUUGUAAAACCACCAAUGUAAAAGUUAAAAUUACAUUUCUAUUUUGCCUCCAUGCUGGACAUAGCCGCUGCCUCAAGGAGCUCAUCACCUUAGCAGCUUUCUCUCAACUAGAUUUCCAAAGAUAUUGGAGAGAUUAGUGCUCAGAUAUUUUCUUCCCAUUGAAUACCAGCUGACUUAAGAGUAUUCCAAGUGAUUUUUUUUUUAGUGUAAGGAUUAUAUUUGUGAUAGAUGUAGAUAAGGUGAUUGGCAGUGCACCUGGAGGUCUAAAGAGCUGGAAAAGAAUCUGAACCCUAUAAAUCCCAUUAUGUCUAGCUAGUACAGUGCCUUGUACCCUGUGGUUUCCACAGUAUGUGAUGAUGAAAUAAUGAAAAUAGCUGAUCCCCAAAUUUGAAGGGCAGUUUUUUGCUUUAAAAUACCUACAUGGCUUAAGACUUUAAAGUAUCCUCUGUCAGUUCCAUUUUUUGGCCAGAUGUCAUAAAAUUCAGGGCCAGAAAGGAAUUCCAUAAAGUACUUUGAGCCAUGACUGGCUUAUUUAAAUAUUGGGGUCCAUAAUUCCUUUAAUAUAGAAUGAUCACUGUAAUAUUUAUCAAAUAUGAACAUUUAAGGCCUGAGGCAUGAAAUUAUAGAAAGCCUCAUUUGACAUUUUUAAUGUGAGGGCAGAGAUGGAAAAGCGGAUGAAAUUUGCCUGCCUCUUCACCUCCUCUUUCCUUCCCUGACUUCGGAAAAAAUAAGCCCCUGCAGCUCAAGCAGGAGAUCUGAAUGGGAAUUGUGUAGUAAAAGCAAGCCCACUGUGCCUAAUACAAUUUCAUUUGCCUUAGCUAUUGCACACAACUUGUAUAUAAUAGUGGUGCCUCCUCUAGAAAAGGGGAGAGAGCAUUGACUGGCUUAAGCUUAAACUAACCAAGGGAAAUAAUAUUUCAAGUUACAGUUUUGUUUUGACUUCUCUAAUCCCCUUUAGUUUCUAAAUUGGAACCAGAGCUAAUUAAUCCUCUACUCACCCUUACCCCAUCACUGUCUAACAAGAUACAUUGCCUUUUUGCUUAUAUAUUCUGCCAUCAAAAUCUAUGUUUUAAAAUUUAUAUUUAUAUAAAUUAAAGAUAAUUGUUCUACCAUUUCUUCCUUUUCUUACUCCUUAGCCAAUAAGUGUUUUGUUUUCUUUUUUGUUGUUGUUGCCAGUCAUUGUGUACUAUUUGGAACAUGACUUCUAUAAUAAAUGCAGGCACCAGAUAUAGGAUUAGUUCCCUUUAAUCAAAAGAUUAAUUUUAAACUGACUAAGGCUGAGAUAGGUAGUUUAUAACUGAAAAAUAACAAAUACAUAGUUUUUUCUUAUAAAUAAGUUAUUUUACUCUCCUUACAAAAAUAUCAACGACUGUGAUUAUACCUACCUUUGUGAUAAGUUAGUUAAGGAAAUGCUUUUCAGGUACAUUUCAUAAACAUGAUCUAAUUUUUAGAGCAUUUUAAGAUCUAUUAUAGAUAUGAAAAUAAAAAGAUCUUGUUUUCAUCAGAAAAUUCUUUAGACUACCCUGUCCAGUAUGGUAACCACAGCUAUAUAUGACUAUUGAGCACUUGAAAUGUGGUUAGUCCAAACUGGGAUGUCCUAUCAGUGUAAAAUACUCACUAGAUUUCAGAGACUUGGCACAAAAAAGUAAAAUAUUAUUUGUUUAAUAUAGAUUACAUAUGGAAAUGAUAAUAUUUCUGAUACAUUGGGUUAAAAUAUUAAAAUUAAUUUUACCUAUUCUUUUUCAAUGUGGCUACUAGAACAUUUAAGAGUACAUACAUUUGGCUUACAUUGUGGCUUACAUUAUAUUUUUAUUAGACAGUGCUGUUCUACCUCAUUAAAAUAUACUGUAAGGUUGCUUGGAAAUUGAAUUAAGAGGACUUGGAUCCAGCUAAAUUAAACACCUUAAGGUGUCAGGGGAGGAUUAACUUGAGAAGCUUGAUAUUAUCUAUCCUUAGGUUAUAUAGGACCUUUCCAGUAGCUAGACACCUUUAAGUAGGACGUCAUGCUACCUUUGUAUUGCCUAUCUGUAGUCAUUGUUCUUUAGAUCUGUAGUGGGAAUAACUACUUUGAGCUCUUGGUUAAAGUACUCUCUGAAAUGGUUUUUGACUAGUAGAGGAACAUCAAAUAAGAAUCAUCUCCACUGACUGUUUGUUCUCUUAGUUCUCCUCAUUCUUUAAGUCUUCCUUAUUGGGAAGAGCGUUAAGAACUUCUGUUUCUACUACUUUAUUUCUACAGUGUCAGUUGGCAUGCUGACCUCUUAUUAAUAUUUAUUUUGUUAAUUUGGACAACAGAUAAGAAAAAUUCUGUAAAUAAAUUACCAAGAAAUAAUUUUUUAAACCACUUCAAGAUAAAACUGCACUUUAUUCUUCUAGUACUAUACCUGAUCUCUUUUUCUGUAUAUUUUCUUAACCAUGCUGUUUACUGUGGGUAAAUUAGGUGGGUAGCAGAUUUUUAGAAGCUUUGCAUGUGAUCUAACAGAAAUGUGAACAGUGAUUAAAAAAAAACUAAUAUUUAUAUAGUGCUUUAAGGUUUAAAAAAUGCUUCCAUAUACGUUAUCUCCAUUGAUUAUUAAAACAGCCCUGUGAAUUAAAUAGCAUCAGGUAUUUUUUUAAGGAUUAAAUGCACCAAAGAUUAAGUAACUAACCCAAGUCCAGUUUUCAGUCUUGAGACUCCAGAUUGUGUGCUAUUGUGAGAAAUUACCAACAGCUCUCAAAAGUUGUCUGAUUAUUUUUAAAUAAGACAUUCUAAAUUUUAAAUAAAUGAAAAGCACGAAAGACAGAUAAUAAGCAUAUUUACUUUAGAAGAGAACUAAGAUUUAGAGGACAUGCAUUACUGCUUUUUCAUUCCACAGUUGAGCUCUUCGUAGGUAUCAGGUCAAAUACUAAAUAAAUAGCUUAUAUUUUAAAACACAAAACAAAGCAAAGCUUUUUGAAGGGAACAAGUAAAAUUUCUAUGAUUCUAUGUUAAUACAAGGUUUUUAAAUUGUUUUAAAAAGAGAAUGAUUAUGGCUCUUCUGACAAAUUUUCAUACAUGUGAUCACAUUAAUAAAACCUAACUUAAAAAAGGCUUCCCUAUGGGACUAUUUACCAAAGUUGCUCAACCCGCAGCCCAGGACGCUUUUGAAUGCGGCCCAACACAAGUUAAUAAACUUUCUUAAAACAUUAUGAGAUGUUUUUGCAAUUUUUUUUAAGCUCACCAGCCAUCAUUAGUGUUAUGUGUAUUUUAUGUGACGCAAGACAAUUCUUCUUCCAGUGUGGCCCAGGAAAGCCAAACAAUUGGACAUCCCUGGUUUAGACAAUUCCCAAUUACCUUUAUAAAGUGGAAAGACAUGGUGAUGUGGGGACUGUACACCAUAUCAAUUUGUCUUGGGUAACAAUAUUUUUAUGUUGCAUAUUUUACUUUCCCAAUUGUACCCAAUCCCAAAGCACAAUGAUGAGGGCUGAGGGAAGGAUCUCAGAAUCCUUUCAAAGAUGUAGCCUAGACCUCAAAUUUGCUAUGGAAAAGCUACCAUACCACUCAUUCCUACCGAGUUAGUGGCUUAAUGAAAGAUCGGUGUAACCAGUCAGCUCUGGGAAGUCAUUAGAUGAAAGAUGAAGGAUCAGGGUUCAAGCCUAAAGGACACUUUCACAGUAUCUAACUGAACAUGUUUACCAGUCCAAAGGUUAUAAUAUUAUUGCUGUGAGAAAAAAAGAGGUGAAAACAUUUAUAAGAAUAUCACAAGUUAUUGGGAAACCCGUUAUACUUCAGUGGAUUAUGAACUAUCCAGUGAUACUGAAAUCUUGAUAUAAGAUGCACGCCCAGACUUUAAAAGAACUACAGAGCUUCCUUCUCAGGGCUAUCACAGGCUCCAUCCAUUUUAACAGGCAUUUUUUGAAAAGCUCUAUGUUAAUUAAAAUGCUUUAUUUAUAUACUAAUUUCUCAUCCCAUCUUUCAAAUGUGAAAAGGAAUUAAAUAUGAAAUGGCUAAUUUAAACUGUCAGGAUUCUUUUUUCCAAGUCAACCUUACAUUAAGAGCAGGAAUCCUGUGCUUAAGAAAUGGUUCCCAAUUAUCCUGUCUUGGGUUUUGUUAUACAUUGUACAGAAGUCAACAAAACAAGUAUGUAACAGAACCUGCCUAAAUAGCAGCCGCCCUCAUUAAAAACAGAGAAUUAAUCAGGGGGUGAUUGAAGGAAGCAAUGCCUCAUAUGUUUCCCCCCCUUUUCUUCUUUUCUAAUCAUAGAACAAAAUAUGUUACAUAAAAGGAUCGGAACUAUUAUGCAGUACUCAAUUAGAGGGAGGUGAAUAGGUCUCUAACAUGCUGUUUUAUCAAAAGAGCAGACUGGUGUUUGCAUGACUGUUGUUUCA